Messenger RNA from Adineta ricciae, 1806 nucleotides. The record is from the annotation of a GenBank genome assembly. NCBI's taxonomy places the organism in Eukaryota, Metazoa, Rotifera, Eurotatoria, Adinetida, Adinetidae.
AUGCCUCUUCUAAGCAAUUUACUAGCAAAAGACAUCCCACAGACGUUUCAAAAGCUUCAAUUGCACGUCUAUGCUGGUUUCUUCUUCUUCGGGCUGUUAGGUUUCGUUUAUCUAAUGUCACCGAUUGUCAGUCGACGAAAUUAUCUGUCUGAAAAUGCUCUCUCACCCGGCUUAGUUUCCAACGACAUAUACGUUUCCAAUGAACACAUACGUGACAUUAUCGGACAAUUACGAAUGGGCUUUAAAGAAAAAAAUGUUUCCGAUGUCAUUCAAUCUAUGUUCCUCCAACGUGGUAUAGAAGCGUAUAGACAAAAUCUGGACGACGAUACGAACGAUGAAAAUGUCUAUGGUAUCGUUCGAGCACCAAGAUUAGCUUCAACAGAAUCGAUUAUCCUGGUUGCUCCACUUUACGUUCGAAUACAAAGCAAGUCUCAACCAAUAAAAGCCAAUCUAUAUGGAAUUGCACAUACGUUAGCCAUUGGUUUUGCACUUCAUCGUAAGCCGUACAUGGCAAAGGAUAUUAUUCUUCUGUUUCCUGCUCAACAAGAAAAUGGAACACGUAUUUGGUUAGAUGCUUACUUUAAUACUAAACCUGAUUCCAUUCCACUCGAUGCUCAUGCUGGUUCUAUUCAAGCUGGUUUAACUUUGGAAUUUCCUCAUGAGAAAUUUUACUCUAUUGAUCUUCGUCAUAACGGAAUCAAUGGGCAAUUACCAAAUCUUGAUUUAAUCAAUACAAUUGUACAUUUAUGUGACAAAAAUUCCGUUCCAGCAUCAUACUACGAUAUCUAUGUAGACUUAUCAUCCAACGAACUUUUUAUUGAUUACAUGAAAAAAUCCUUACGAACUUUAUUGAUCAAUGCUCUUACAUUAGCCACGGGAGUGCCCAGCGGUGUUCAUGGUCAGUUUUUACAUUAUCGCAUUGAAAUGAUUACGUUGUUUGGAAGUCUGACAAAGCGUGAUCAAUAUCAAACAUCACCAAUUACUCUUCGUGCAUUCGAUGAUAUCAUCGAAGGUUUCAUUCGAAGUUUAAACAAUUUACUUGAACGUUUCCAUCAAUCAUUUUUCUUCUAUUUACACAUCAAUCGACGAAAUUUCGUUUCGAUUGCUACCUACAUGGUACCACUUGGCUUAAUCGUUGCUCCAGCAUUAAUUCGAUCUCUAGUACUCUACAUGUCUUUUUUCACAUCGUCGGAAACAUCAACAACUACGUAUAUUACCCUCGGUCGUACAAUGAAAUUCGAUAUGAACUAUUCGGCAAUGUUUCUGGAGAUCUUAGAAUGCUUAGCAUUAUCGUACGCAUUGAUGUGGAUACCAAUGAAAUUUACUUAUUUGAUCAUUUGUCAAAUAACUAUGUUCAUUAGUCCAAUUCUUCUUCGACCAUUUCGUUCAACUGAACGGCAAUUCGAUUAUCUUCAAUUUAUCCUGUUACUAACUGGUUCAGCUCUGUUAGGUUGUCUUUCAUUAUUGAAUUAUUCCAUGGCGUUUCUUGCCGCUUGUUUCUUAAUGCCGUGCUAUAUGUUUGCUGGUUGUUCAAAGUUCGAUCACUGGAUUAUCAAAUACUUUUGUCGAUUUUUAUUUCUAACUUGUCUUAAUCCAUUAGUUUUUCUUGCGCUUUAUCAUUAUCUGGCCAGGUUGUUAAUGGCGGGCGAGUUUCUUCUGCCCAAUUUCAAUCAAUUGACAUCUGAUUUCGAUACAUACAUCGCCUCGUAUCGAUUGUUCAAUGCUUGGACAGUCGAUGUCGUUUGCUUAGCAAUUGUACCAAUAUGGUUUUUACUCUACCGAUCAACAUUUUGGAUUCGGACAUAG